CGGCACGCAGUCAUGUUCAAGUUGCUUCUCUGCCUGUGUUUCUUCUUCUGCUCUGAACUGGAUGAGCCUCAAGUGGCUACAAGAUAUGGCUCCUUGCGUGGGAAAUGGAUGGAAAGCAGAAAUGGUAAAUCUUUUGUUGGCUUCGAAGGAAUACCAUUUGCCAAACCACCAGUGGGCAACCGUCGGUUUAAGGAUCCAGAAUCUCCUGAUAGAUGGGAAGGAAUCAGGGACGCUUUAAAUCCUGGACAGGAAUGUCUGCAGUAUGACUACCUCAUCAUUCCUGGAAGGGUUUUAGGCAGCGAGGACUGCCUGUAUCUCAGUGUAUACACUCCAGAUAUACUAUUCAGCAACUUACUGCCUGUUGUGGUCCACUUCCACGGCGGGGCCUUCGAGUUUGGCCAAGGACAGACUCUUCAUGGACCAGAGUACCUCAUGGACGAGAAGAUAGUCGUCGUUAUGGUCAACUAUAGGUUGGGACCUUUCGGUUUCUUGAGCUUCGAAGACGAAGACCUCCCUGGAAACAUGGGCCUGAAGGACCAGCAGUUGGCUCUAAGCUGGGUGAGGGAGAAUAUAGCGGUCUUCGGAGGACACCCCAAGAAGGUGACGAUAAUGGGGGAGAGUGCUGGAGGUGCCAGCGUGAACUACCAUCUUGUUUCUCCUCUCAGUAAAGGACUAUUUCACAAAGCUAUAAGUAUGAGUGGUAACGCCUACAGUCCAUGGGCCUUAGUUAAAUCAGGAAUUGCCAGAGAGCGUGCCAUGAAGACUGCUGAAGAAGCUGGAUGCGCUUACAAUGGAACUAAGACUACACUCCAAUGUCUUAGGACUAAAAAUGGGACCGACAUUGUGAGCCUGCGACAACAGUUUACUGAUGAACUUCGGGAUCCACUUGUAUACUAUGGCCCUGUAGUGGACUCAAAAUCAGAAAAACCAUUCCUUCCAGAUCACCCAAAGAAGCUGACUCACCAUCCAGUUCCUUGGAUUGUAGGCAUCUCUUCUGGUGAUGGCCUUCUUAAAACUGCUGUUUUUACUCUUUCGGAUCCAUUCGGUUGGAAUGCACUCAACUCAGAGCUAAGUGACUUUAUCCGUAAAACUCUUCUUUAUAUGCAGCCCGUGGCAGGUGACGAUAUGCUUACCGAUGAAAUAAGACAGUUUUAUUUCAACUCUGGCUCCCUAUCAAAUGAUAGCUUAGCAAAUAUGACAAAUUUGUUCACUGAUGGCUGGUUUUGGUACCCGACUACAGACGCUAUAGCAAAGCACAAAGAACCCGUGUACAUCUAUUACUUUGACUAUUUAGGAAAAUAUUCAGUUAUUGAUCUGUUAGGAGCUAAAAGGCCAUUAAAUGUUGCUUUUCAUACAGACGAAUUGAUAUACCUUUUCAAUAGUACAGCUUUCUUCCCAGCGCUCGCAGGAGAUGAUUUGAUAGUGUCACGUAGCCUUGUUAAGCUGUGGACUAAUUUUAUUAAGACUGGAUCACCAAACACCAAAGAUUCCAUCUUGAACUGGAAGAAAUCAAUUCAUAAUGACUAUCUUCAUAUCCACAACGGGGGAUACAGCAUGAAAACUGAGUUGUUGAAAGAGAGGACCGACUUCUGGAGGAAUAUUACCUCAAAAUAUAACUUAUGAAUAUCUAUAAUUUAAGACUGCAAUUCUAUAGGUAAAAAUAAAUCUUGAUGUUAAUUAUUGUUAAGAGUAAAAGUUUUCAAUAAA
Nezara viridula (southern green stink bug) is the source of this 1707-nucleotide messenger RNA. The record is from the annotation of a GenBank genome assembly. Lineage: Eukaryota; Metazoa; Arthropoda; Insecta; Hemiptera; Pentatomidae.